This is a messenger RNA of Symbiodinium sp. CCMP2456, 684 nucleotides long. NCBI's taxonomy places the organism in Eukaryota, Dinophyceae, Suessiales, Symbiodiniaceae. The record is from the annotation of a GenBank genome assembly.
AUGGCCCUCGCUCAGCUUGCGUACCGCCGCACUUUCAUUGACGUGAUGGAUGGCAAGAUGGAUGGUGCAGAUCGUCGUGCUCGGGCCCGUAGCCUCUCGCCUGCCCAGAUGUCGGACAGCCCGGAGCCUCUUAUGCAGGACGUGUGGGCGCAUCGUCAUCUUCGCACUCUGCGGCAAGAGCAGAGCGCAACGGUCGUCGAUGCACCUGUCCCAAGUCGGGGCAGCGCAGGACACCCGUCCUUGUGCAACAGACCAUGCGUUUGUGUUGUAAUGCGGGGGCACUGCCAGAAAGGUGUAACCUGUGGCUUUUGUCAUUUCCAGCACGAUGACCCGAAGCCCGACAAGACGCAGCGCCUUUUGAUGAGCACGAUGCCCAGGCCAGAGCUACUUAGUCUUCUAGCAGCUCUACUUCGGGAGCGUGCCGACCAAGAUGGACUCCAUGAUGUGAGCUUCGCGUUGGCGGUGCUUUCCGUCCAUGCAGGACUUCUUCCAAGUCGUUUGCAGACGAAGCCUCGCAAGCUUCACAACUUACGACAGGUACUUCAGCGCAUGAACUUCUCCGGCAUCUUAUCGAUGGCUGCGCACAAAUGUGAAGGCCGCAGCAAGGCCGUGAUGCUACAGGAGUUGAGCGCUUUGCGACAGAGUGCCAGGCGACAGGUGACCACAUAUGGGUCCAAGAAGUAA